Erpetoichthys calabaricus (reedfish) is the source of this 1362-nucleotide messenger RNA. RefSeq names its product galectin-4-like. Gene Ontology annotation, molecular function: carbohydrate binding. The record is from RefSeq and is a predicted model, not a curated record. The transcript is spliced from 14 exons. Lineage: Eukaryota; Metazoa; Chordata; Cladistia; Polypteriformes; Polypteridae. The coding region runs from base 111 to 1166 and encodes 351 amino acids.
CCGCGGCUCCUCCCUCCAUCUCGCUAGGCUUUAAAAGCGGCCGAACUCGUCCGCCACUGCCUGCUAGUGACCAGCUUUCGCCUGUGCCAUUCCCAGCCCGAAGAGUCACCAUGGCGUUUGUUCCUCCUCCGGGAUACCAGCCAAUCUACAACCCGACAUUGCCCUAUGCCGGCCCCAUUUCUGGAAACCUCCGUGCUGGGAUGUCCAUCUACGUGCAUGGGAAGAUCCCACAUCACAUCUCCAGAUUCCAAGUGAAUCUUCAGUGUGGCAACUACAGUGGUUGUGACAUCGCUUUGCACAUCAACCCCCGCUUUGACUUAUGGGACAAGGUGGUGUUCAACGCCUUCCAAGGUGGAAACUGGAUGUCUGAGGAGAAGGCGCGUAUGCCCUUCAGGAAGGGGGAUGAGUUUGAGAUGGUGAUCAUCGUGAACCAGGAGGGCUACCAGGUCAACGUGAAUGGACAGAACUUCUACUUCUUCCAGCACCGCCUUCCAUUUGAGCAAGUGGACACCUUGGAGAUUGGAGGUGAUGUAGUCAUACAGACCAUCAACAUCAUUGGUGGCGGCUGGAGCGGAGGGGGUCAGCCAGGUUACCAGAGCCAGACGAUGAAUAUUCCCUCUUUCCCAGGUCAGCCAGCCUAUCAGGGUCAGCCAGGCUAUCAGGGUGGAAUGCCAGGCUAUCAAGGAGGAAACCUUCCGGGUGGCAUGCCAGGCUAUCAAGGAGGAAACCUUCCGAUUAUGGGUGGUCCAGCAAUCUACAGUCCGGUUGUCCCCUACAGCAAUAUGAUUCCAGGAGGCCUUUCACCCAAGAGGACCAUCAUCAUUCGGGGCAUGGUGCUUCCAGGUGCCAACAGGUUUCACAUCAACUUCAAGGUCAGCUAUUCGGGUGAUAUCGUGUUCCACUUAAAUCCUCGCUUCACGGAAUUCGUUGUCGUAAGAAACAGCUUCCUGGGUGGCUGCUGGGGCCGAGAGGAAAGGGAGCUGGAGUUCAACCCCUUCCAGCUGGGACAGUACUUUGAUAUGUCCAUCCGCUCAGGCAACCAGCGUUUCAAAGUGUACGUAAAUGGACAGCAUCUCUGCAGCUUCAACCACCGCUUCCAGGAGUUCCAGCAAGUGGACACUCUAGAGGUUGAAGGCGACGUCCAGCUCUCCUAUGUUCAGUUUUAGUUCUCCCAACAUACCAAAGUGGGUUUGAUGUGCUCAACAUCAUUACAUAGAAGUGUCCUCACUCUAUUCAAAGAGACCUGACUACUUUGGUCAACAGAGUUGUUAAAUUUCAGAUCUCCUGCUAUUUCUAAAUUUGUAACGUUAAAAUUAUCUUGAUGAAUCGGUUAUUUCUUGUAAUAAAGUGAUGCUCAACUAA